This is a messenger RNA of Heterotrigona itama, 2865 nucleotides long. NCBI's taxonomy places the organism in Eukaryota, Metazoa, Arthropoda, Insecta, Hymenoptera, Apidae. The record is from the annotation of a GenBank genome assembly.
AAAAACGCUACUAAAUACAGCUAAUUAUCUUCAACAAAUAUUUCAUUUUCCCGUUUACUAUAUAUAUUAGUUAGUGUAUUUGAUAUUUUACGAAGAAUCUAAAUUUUUUCAAGCUUAAGUUGUAACUUUGCAAAUAUAAAGACCUAAAGCUCUUCUGUUAUUAUAUAAAAUACUAAGUCUAUUUAUAUUUCAUUUCUAAAUUAUUCAUGGAUACUUUUGACAGCCGAUAUUCCUAAAGAUGGCAAAAAACGGAUCGAACGUUAAUGGGCCGAAGAUCCAUGAUAAUGAUACAGCACUGAAGCUACAUUUGGAAACUAGAAGGAGCACGGAGGGGAUAGGCGAUUACGUAUGCCUCGUGUGCGGAUCAGCAUCUCGCAGAGUUUUAGCUCUCCUUCAGAGAGACUUCAGUAUGAAUCGAGAUAGUUGAGCAUCAUCCACGAUGACGAGGCUUGUCAUACUCUUAUUCUUCUGUGGCGUGAUCACUGGCAGUAACGACACCGUGAGUAACACAAUCCUGGACAACGUGCCGUUGGAUUUCGAAGAGCAAAACGAGGAGGGCACAUCUACGAAGAAUAGAACUCUGAACGAGCUAUACGAGGAUGCUGCUCACGCUUAUCUGGACGAAGACUGGGACCGCUGUAUUCAAGAUUUCAACGCGGUUUCUCACGGAUACAAGGCUUACAAACGAAUGAUAACGAACUGCAGACGAAAAUGCCGCACAAAGGCUGCCGGCUCGGCACCGAUUUUCGCAGUGGACAUCGAGGAUUUACACUUUUACGAAAAGAAAGUGAGAGAGACGUUGUGCCUCUUAACGUGCAAUCAGGAAUAUCGGGAGAUCGUCGGCUCGAAAGCGCUUAAGAUGCUGCCGCGGGAGACUGAACAGAAAUUGCUCUGGAAUGGUAUUUACGAGUACCUGCAUAUUUGCUACUAUCAGAAACAUCGAUAUCAGGACGCAGCCAACGCACUGUUUACGUAUUCAGUCGAACAUCCGAAAGACCAGGUGAAUCUAGAUCUUUUGAAACGCUAUUUAACACUGCCAGGCGUAAAACACGAGAACGUGGUAAAUCUAGAACUACCGGCUUAUGUCAGCGUCUAUUUCAAAGGGGUCUCGUCUUAUGAAAACGAGGAUUUCGCAGAAGCCGCCGGCUUAUUCGAGGCAUCGUUACGCUUAUACUUAGAAGCCGAGGAGGAAUGUAGAUUUUAUUGCGAGGGUCCCUUUGACCAGGGCUGGCAUCCAGAGUUCACUUCCUCCAUCGCGAAUCAUUUUGCGUACUGUCUGAAAUGCAAACGAGCUUGCUCGCGUACAUUAAACAACGUGAAUGGCGAUUAUCGCAGGCAUAUGCUCAGGAGUCACUACGAUUAUUUGCAGUACUCUUAUUACAAAUUGGGCAACUUGAAAGCUGCUUGUGCCGCUGUAGAAAGUUUCUUGCUUUUUGAUCCGGUGGAUAAAAUAAUGCUGCAAAACAAAGAUUAUUAUAGUGCCAAGCCAAAAGUUAGAGAAGACUAUUUUUCUGCAAGAGAGGAAGCUGUCAACUACAUAAAAAGACAAGAAUAUGAAUUGAGUCUGUUAUAUUACAUUUCCAAUGAAUUUUCAGUUAUAGAUGAAAAAUUUAAUAAAAUAAGAAAAAGAAAACAAAAUAAGAAAACAAACAAUGCUGAAGAGGAAGAGCUAGGAAAGAAAUCAGACAUCGAAACAGUCCACCCGCCACUCGGUUAUUCGUUGUUUUCUCAUAUGAAAUUGUCAAACAAUUCUUCUACAAUACAAGUCGAGGGUAUCAAAAUAUACGAUAUCAGAGUAAGGAACGAUAUUCGUUUAAUAGCGAAAGAGGAAGAUCUUGGUGGAAAAAAUCGUUAUGUCGCUGAUGAUUUCCUUAAUUCCACUGAGUGUGAAUCUUUGAUGCAGCUCGCCACCAUGGUGUAUUUUGGGCAAAUAAAACCAGAAUGGUUGGAAUUACUUUUGGAAAAGACCGAACAAGUCCGAGACCACGUGGAAAGGUAUUUCGGAGUAGAUCGACAUCUGUAUUUCACCUACACUCAUUUGGUCUGCCGCACGGCUCUACCUGACAUGCCAAUGGAUCGAGAUGACUUGAGCCAUCAGGUUCAUGCAGACAAUUGUCUGUUAAGGAACAAGGAUACUUGUAUUCGUGAGAGUCCUGCUUAUGUCUGGAGAGACUACUCCGCGAUUUUAUAUCUGAAUGACGAUUUUCAAGGUGGUGAAUUCUUCUUUGCCGAAGAUCGUUUUAUUCGAGCGAUGGAUAACGUUGUUUCACCACGUUGCGGGCGAAUGGUCGCUUUUUCUGCUGGCAAAGAGAAUCUCCACGGUGUUCGUGGUGUUCUUCGGGGUAAAAGAUGCGCUUUGGCCCUCUGGUUCACUCAGAACGAGAAAUAUUUGGAGUAUGAGAGAGCACUGGCUUCGGCAAUCUUGGAAAGAGUUCGACAAAUAGGGCCUCUUGAAGGAAAGGACAUCGAAAUGCCUCUAAAGUACGAGGAUGUGCUCAUCGAAUAUAUCCACAGCGAUGAAUUAUUAAGAUAUUUCUUUGAAAAGUUCUCUAUCACAUAAGUGUUUGGGUUGGUGCAUAAUUAUUGCGCCUUUUUUUCGCAACUCUUUUGGUCUUUGAAAAUUGGCGUUUUGUUUAUUUUUUUUCACAACAAUAAUCCUCUCUUUUCAGAUAGUGAAAGUGCGUAUAGAAAAUCAUAUCUAUAUUCGCCAUAUUAAGAUUGGAAUGCAGCCCAGUCAUUUCGCGAUCUCAACGAACUUCUUGGCGAAGGAACAACCAACAAAAGCCAAGUUGAAAGAUGGUUCAAGAAGUUCAAAUCAGGCGAUACAAACCUCGCAGAUGAAAAAGGAAGAGGUCGACCAUCAAA